UUGAAACAUGGAGUGAGUUGUCAUUUCAAAGUACUUUUCGGCGACUUCGCCUUAAUAAAACUCGUCAUAUUAUCGUGGCUGACGAAACAUUUUAUUGAUAAAGAUUGCAUUUUAUUGACCGCUUUUAGAAUUGUCUGGGAAAAGUUGACUAUAUUAUCUCGUCAAAAGUAUCCGGUUUGUCGACGUUGAAUAAUCACAGCUGAUGCUGACACAUAAAAGUAGGAAUAGAAUACUUGACACAAAUGUAAGGUUAUGUUUACAUAAGGAUUUUCUACUAGAUUAUGAGAGGACACGUCAGACUCUACAGCCGUGCAUAAUAACAACUUUUAUGUUUGAUAAAACGGUAUAAGAAAUUUAAUCUACAAAGAUGUUCAUUCCAAAAAAAUUAAUCUACUGGCUGUGCGAAAUAGCUGCUUUCAUUGCAACAUGUUGGUUGUUUUUAGUAUGUCUGUACCCACUCAUGGUACUUAUUUUUAUGAGAAGACUAUUUAUGAAGAAGAACGAUACAGAACUAAAAGAUAAUCAAGAAAUCACUGUAGGUAUAUUUCAUCCUUACUGCAAUGCUGGCGCUGGUGGAGAAAGAGUACUUUGGUCUGUCGUCAAAGCUCUUCAAUCAAAUUACAAGAAUGUGCAUGUAUUUAUAUAUACUGGUGAUUUGGAACAUGAUAGAGAAACUAUUUUGUCAAACGUUGAAAAAGUUUUUGAUAUAAAAAUGCAGGAUAACAUCAAUAUUGUUUAUUUACACAGAAGGAAAUGGAUUGAGGCCAAGAUGUAUCCAUUCUGUACAUUACUAGGACAAAGUCUUGGUUCAGUUUGGGUUGGCUGGGAAGCUUUAACUUUAUUCAAGCCUGAUAUUUUUAUUGAUACAAUGGGUUAUGCUUUCACAUAUCCACUGUUUAAAUAUUUGGGAAACUGUAAGGUUGCUUCAUAUACUCACUAUCCAAUUAUUUCAACAGACAUGUUAAACUGUGUAUCUGAAAGAAUAACUGCUGUUAAUAAUCGUCACGUAAUAGCAAGAAAUCCACUUUUCACAGUUUUGAAACUUGGAUAUUAUAAAGGCAUUGCUUUCUUAUAUGGUUUAACUGGAAGAACUGCUGAUAUUGUUAUGGUGAAUUCAUCUUGGACCAAAGAUCAUAUCAAUUUUAUCUGGAAUUGCCCUAAAAGAACUCACUUAUUGUAUCCCCCUUGUGAUGUAGAUAAAUUGACACAAUUACCACUAUUGAAUGAGGAGCAAAAAAAUCAUGAAAUUCAUAUUAUAUCUGUCAGUCAGUUCAGACCAGAGAAGAAUCAUAAAAUGAUGAUUGAGGUAAUGUACAAAAUCAAAAGUAUUGUAGAUGCAGACACAUGGAAGAAAAUACGUCUAGUGCUAAUAGGUUCAUGUCGUAAUGAAGAUGACAAAUCAUAUGUUCAGAAAUUGAAAAGUCUAACAAAGAAGUUGCACAUAGAGGACAAUGUCGAUUUCAGAGUGAAUAUAUCUUAUUCACAUUUGAUUUAUGAAAUGCAAAAGGGUACUAUUGGCAUACAUGCUAUGUGGAAUGAACACUUUGGAAUAAGUGUUGUAGAUGCUUUGGCAGCUGGAUUAAUUAUGGUUGCCAAUGCAUCUGGAGGACCCAAGGCUGAUAUAAUUGAUGUUAAAGAUAAAACUAGAACAGGAUAUCUUGCUAAUGGAGUUACAGAAUAUGCAGAAACUAUUGUAUCAAUCAUAAAUAUGUCUACAGAGGAAAGAAAAGCAAUAAGUAAUGCAGCUAGAAAGUCUGUCAAUAGAUUUUCUACAAAAUGUUUUGAACAAGAAUUAGUAAGGAUAGUGAUGCCUUUUUUUAAGGUCAAAGAAAGUUAAUUUUUUGUUUAAUUUUAUGUAAAGAAAUUGUGUAGUUAUUAAUAAAUUUUAUA
Phymastichus coffea is the source of this 1890-nucleotide messenger RNA. Its product is annotated as GDP-Man:Man(3)GlcNAc(2)-PP-Dol alpha-1,2-mannosyltransferase-like. The record is from RefSeq and is a predicted model, not a curated record. Gene Ontology annotation, cellular component: endoplasmic reticulum membrane. Gene Ontology annotation, biological process: protein N-linked glycosylation. Gene Ontology annotation, molecular function: GDP-Man:Man(3)GlcNAc(2)-PP-Dol alpha-1,2-mannosyltransferase activity. Lineage: Eukaryota; Metazoa; Arthropoda; Insecta; Hymenoptera; Eulophidae. The coding region runs from base 368 to 1837 and encodes 489 amino acids. The transcript has 3 exons.